AUGCGAUGGCGGAAGUUCCUGUGGUUGCGUCACUUCCGUCGCGUUUCUGGGCAGUGCCAAGAUGGAUGCUCCGCGGGCCCGGGAGCAGCUCCGGCGGCGAUACCUGUUCCCGCCGGACACCGAGGCCCCGCUGGACAGCGAGGGCUACGCCGGGCCGGAAGCCUCUACAGCUGUUGAAAAAAAGGAGAAGCCUCUUCCAAGACUUAAUAUCCAUUCUGGAUUCUGGAUUCUGGCAUCCAUUGUUGUGACCUACUACGUUGAUUUCUUUAAAACCAUUAAAGAAAACUUUCACACUAGUAGCUGGUUUGCUGUGGGCGGUGCCCUGCUGCUCAUCAGCCUGUCGAUCGCAUGUUACUGCAUCCUCUACCUGGAGUGGUGCCGUGGGAUUGAGGAUUACGAUGUCAGGUAUCCCACCCUGAUACCUGUCACGACUGCUACUUUUAUUGCGGCCGGGAUUUGCUUCAACGUUGCUCUGUGGCACGUGUGGUCCGUCCUCACCCCGCUGGUGUUGUUUACCCAGUUUAUGGGCAUUGUGAUGCUUAUCUCACUCCUUGGAUGAUUUCUAAAGGUUUUAGAGCGUAUCCGUGUGAUCACUUCCACCUCCAGCCGGCGGCAAGCACCGCAGAUGUAAUGGAAAUGCUACAGUGUGUUUUUGCGUCUAGAGAGUGAGUGGUUUCCUGGGAAAAAUUAUAACUUUGCAGUCUGGUUGGAAUCAGAAUAAAUUCGAGCUCAUUUGCCUAUUCUUAAUAAUUAAUGGAUUGUUCAAAUUCAAAAUAGAAAUAUCCUGUUCAAAAUAGAAGUAAUUAGCUUGCAGUGUUAGUCUGUUUGAAUCAUUGAAGAAAGUAUUGGUGUAAAUAUUUAAGCAGCGUUUCAUUAUAGGUACAUGAGUCCUCCCCAGAUUGCAGAUAAACUGUUCACUCUGGUCGUGUACGAUCUCUGGGUGUAUAUAAAGGAAUGAUCGUGUCCUGUGCCUUUAACCCAGCUUCAGCAAUUACUACGUAUCUCAUUUUUAUAACAGUCCUGUUAGGUGAGAGGACCAAUUGAAAGCAUUUUAUGUGUUCCUAUCACUUUAGAUUUUAUCAUGUGUAAAUUACUGGGUUUCUAGCAUUUGUUUAACAUAAAACACUUUUAAUCAUUUUUAAGUAUGUAUAAUUUUUUCCUUAAU
Molecule: messenger RNA, 1165 nt
Organism: Ailuropoda melanoleuca (giant panda)
Lineage: Eukaryota; Metazoa; Chordata; Mammalia; Carnivora; Ursidae
Gene: TMEM128
Product: transmembrane protein 128
Exons: 5
Coding region: 62-559 (165 amino acids)
Source: RefSeq, a predicted model, not a curated record